This is a messenger RNA of Colletotrichum lupini, 7125 nucleotides long. RefSeq names its product serine/threonine protein kinase. The record is from RefSeq and is a predicted model, not a curated record. Gene Ontology annotation, biological process: protein phosphorylation. Lineage: Eukaryota; Fungi; Ascomycota; Sordariomycetes; Glomerellales; Glomerellaceae. Bases 1 to 7125 code for a protein of 2374 amino acids. Gene Ontology annotation, molecular function: protein kinase activity; ATP binding. The transcript is spliced from 27 exons.
AUGUCUGCUAGCAGUAUCUUUGAAGCUACCGAAUACUUCGCUUGGCCUAUAUCUUGUACAAUCCUCCUCCUACUAUUUGUGCACUACUUCGCUUCGCUGGUGAAAACCCCAAUACGGAUUGCCUCGAUCAGAAAGUCGCACAAGAAGGCGUUCGAGACUGUGUCCCGGAAAUCAAGCUUUGCCCAGGGUCACCGUAAAAAGUUGACAUCUGAUACAAACGUACUUGUUGGCAAGGAUUUGUUCAAUGCUGAUUACUACGUCGAGCAGAAGGAUCUCUGCACGAACCAAACGCACUCACCCGAAGCAGCUUCUUCUUCUCUCAGCUCCUCUCUUAGCGAUGAUUCACUUGAGGACAGAAUCAACCGGGACCUUUGUAAGACCGAGGAUGACAAAGACUUUCUGCCAGCCGACAUUAUCGAUACCUUGACAUCUAGGAGUAUUGUCGAGGAAGAGCUCGAGGCGUAUGUGGCAAGUGAUCAACUAUUAUCCCUUGUAGCCUACGUCACGAACCCGAAUCAACCUGCUAGGCGGCUAUUUCUUACUCUGGUUGUUUGCGAUGAUCUGAAGCGACUUCAAGAUCUAGCCGAUGCUCCUCAAAAGUUUCAUGACGACGACUUGCCCGUCAAGGUCGUGAAGAACCCUAAUACGACUGGGUACUGUAUGGAGAGCAUCGGAGGCGGCAAAAGGUGGCCUUUAUUCGCAAGUCGCCGGAAGGCCGCUCUUGACAGUUUCUUUCACAGUCAAUGGCAAUUUCUUGCGCCAGUCUUCACUGCCAAUUCCUUUCGUCACAAUCUGCACUCUAGUUGUCCUCUUCCUUUUAUCAUAAAGAUCAACCACCAAAAGGCGGGGUUUUUCAGUUCCGUGUUUGAAGUGAUGAUUCAUGAUGCACAUCAGAAGGUCCUGCCGAUGAUUACAGGAAAGAAGAUUCGUGUCGCCUCAAAGGAAAUGAGAAUUGGGAUGGAUUCUUACUAUGAGAAAGAGGCGGAUAUUCUGGAGACCAUACGCAAUGUCGACAACCCUCAUCUCAUUAAGCCCUUGGCGGCAUAUCGAAGAGGUGAUCUCAGGGGCUUUCUUUUCCCUUGGGGGGAGGGUGGCAACCUGAAAGAAUUCUGGAGCUCCCAAGAAAAAUUGCGACCUGUGCCCGUCAGGGACCCUCAUCUUGUUCUUUGGGUUCUACGGCAACUGCAGGGAAUCUGCGGAUCCAUCAGUGCCUUGCACGAAAGGAACUGCCGACACGGAGAUCUGAAGCCCGAGAAUAUUCUUCAUUUCCUUGAGACUGACGGCAAGGGUGUUCUCAGAGUCGCCGAUGUAGGGCUCGCUAGAUUCCAUCUCGAGGCUACCAGAGAUCGAAACCAGCCGACGAAUACCAUGACCGGCACUGUCCGUUAUGAGCCUCCGGAGUUCGGGCUUACUGAGCAGAUCUCCCGACUCUACGAUGUGUGGUCACUGGGCUGCGUCUUUCUUGAGUUUCUCAUCUGGGUGCUCUAUGGGAACAGCAAACUGAAGGCCUUCAACAGGGCCAGUAUCGAAGAGAAAUUCUGGAGCAAAGAUGAUGAAGGCUACCAUCAGCAUCGCGAGGUCAAGGGGUGGAUUUCUCGCAUGUCGAAGGACCUUCUGCGAAGCGACAUUACAUCGAGCACUGCGCUCAAAGACGUACUGGAGCUAAUUGACUUGAACAUGCUAGUACCUGAAGUCGAUGGUCGGACAAACUCUACAGAGCUGUACGAAAGGCUGAGGAGUAUUUUUGAACAAGCUAAAGCACAGGAAAACUAUUUGCUGGAUUCUACUCUAUGGGAUCGCAUCAGCACUAGCGCAGUCCCCGCUGAACACAGGCGCUCUAAGCUGGAAGUUCCUGGUCAACGACCUCUCCCAGGUCGCGCAACAACAAGUCAAAACCUACAGCCUGCGCUUCUAGGGAUCGCACCAAACGUGCCCAUACCAGACACUCCUAUGAUUGUUGAACCCGUUGCUGAACUAAGCGAUGUCAACAUGCAAGUUCCGAUUCCGAAUGCUCAAGAAAUCUUUGUGAUGGUUGAUUUCACUUUGAAAAAUUCCUUGAUAUUUGCCUUCAGCCAUUUUGCUCCCGCUAAUUCUCAUCAGCAACUUGACAACUUCCGAGAUGUGUGGGAGUUGCAGAGUGAUAGCCAUUUCGCUAGCGAAUUCUAUCACAAAUCCGCAUCGCCCCUCCCGACCCCACAAGGUUCCACACUGUGCAGUAAUUGCAAGGGGUACAAUAUCUGGACGCCGAUGUUUCUUAUUUUUCGAAGUGCUGAAAUGCUUGGCAUAGAAGAUGGCGGUGAAUUGAAGUGUCGAAGAGAAGGCUCGUCGUUGAAGAUUGAUCCGGAUGGUCCCACCAUUUUGAGUCUUUAUGUCAGCCCAGCGACUGGCGGCUCUAUACCGCCACAUGCACAGAUCGGCUUUCCUACCCUACCGGAAACAGGCUCCCCUGAGCAAUAUGUUCUGCUGAACGAAUGGCUGCGCGUGUGUGACGAACAACACAGCCAUGGCGUCGAUGAUCGUACCGAGCUACCCACUCGCGUCCUUGAUGUUGGAACAGACCCGAAUUCUACUAUUCAUCUCUGCGAAGGGAAGUUUCUUCCACUCGAACGAUACACUGCCCUGAGCCACUGCUGGGGAGUGAAUUCUCAAGCUCAAGUUCGCACCCUGAAGGAGAAUAUCGAUGUCUUUCGCAAGCGGAUUGACUUCGGCAUUCUUCCAAAGAGUUUUCAAGACGCGGUCAAAAUCACGAGAGCGUUGGGACUACGCUACCUGUGGAUUGAUUCACUCUGCAUUGUACAGAACGAUAAGCAGGAUUGGGCCUUUGAGGCCACGCGCAUGGAGCAUGUCUUCAGCUCUGCUUAUGUCACUAUCGCAGCUACAGCAGCGUCUUCUUCGGCUGAAGGUUUCUUGCGACAGAAAGCAAAGCAUCCAUUCGUAACAUUGGAGGGACCCGACAGUGGCUUUACCUUUGUGCGCAAGUCGAUUGACGACUUUCACCAAGAUGUCGAACAAGCUGUGCUCAACCAGCGCGGAUGGGUGUUACAAGAGAGGGCAUUAUCGCGCCGAACACUUCACUUCACAGCAUCUCAGGUGCAUUGGGAAUGCGGAAAGGGCGUUCAUUCUGAUAUUGGUGCAACAAGCCGACAAGCUGCACUUCUCGGGGACUCCGAUUUCCCUAAAUCAGCCUUAGAGUACUUCAAGGGAGGCCGAAUUGUGACAUUCCAAACCCUCUAUCAGAUGUAUUCCCGGCUCGCAUUCACAGUACCGAGCGAUCGGUCCAUUGGAAUCAAGGGUCUAGAAGAGAGGCUGGUAAAGGACUUUGUUACCAAAGGAGGAUUUGGAAUUUUCGACGAAUACCUUCAACGAAGUCUCCUUUGGCAGAAAGCUCAUGAUGCGUCACUCGAUAGAAUCUCAUACCCUCCAGGUAGGCGAGUCCCCUCCUGGUCCUGGAUGGCAUAUCAAGGCCCGAUAGCCUAUCUUGAGGCUCCCUUCGAACAUAUCAACUGGACCAAAGAUAUUGUUACGCCUUUCAACACCGACAGCGGGAAGAAAACUCAUUGGGAAGUCUCCGAGGGCAGUGAGAUUCCUCUCCUUCGUGGCGUUGCGAGCCGUAUCAGCUUGGAUGCCAUCGAACUCCUCAAAAGAGUAAGAUUCGAUGAGUCAAAGCUGCAUACGAUAGAUCAGUUGAGAUGCAUUGUAAUUGGGAAGGAGAAGACAGAGGGUUUGACCCGGGAGCCAGAACAUUAUGUUCUUGUCAUUGCGAGGCUAUCUGAAGAACAAGGUGGUCGAUAUGAGCGCGUUGGCGUAGGAAGAUUACUGGCUGAGCACAUCCUACUGCGAGAGCCGCAGCUCAACGUUGAGGUGACCUUAUUCCUAUCAAGCAAGUAUUUGACUUUUAGCUGGUCAUCACUGCAUCAAAUGACUGAUGUCGAUGCCGAUGGCCGCCAUUACAUUCUCGGCAGUCUAGCCCGUGUUCUCGAUAGUUGCGAAAUCAGCAUCCGCUUCCUUAGAGCUUUGCAGUCAUGGACUUCAUCCGCCGGCUUCACAUACCAGAGUAAUCCUACAGGCGGUAUUUACUUGCUUUCAGCAUCGAGCUUUCGGACGGAGCUUUCUGACUAUCGACUCGCACCGUGUAUAUGUUAUGCCGCAUCUCUACAGUAUAACUGCCGCUGGGUAGUCGUCUCUCUAGCGCCCGUAGCAAUUGAGAAGAGCUCAUGCGUAUUGCGGCAUUGUAUCACUGAGCAGUGUAUCCAAGGCCGGUGCUGUUCUUUGCUGGCUUCUAGGUCGCAAGCUUCAAGAUACCGAGAACAGCCCAAUCUCCCAGCCUUAGACAUGCGUAAAUACCGCCACUUGCCUGACGGAGGCGCUGGGGCUAUGCUCGCGUGCUCUCAACGAUAUAUGAGUGGCUGCAAGCAGCAGUUGCCCAGCCUAUGGCGAACCACCUUGACGCUCAGCCCCAAGCCCCCCGCUGCCAUCACAUCUGCUAAUUGGCUAUUGCCGAUGCAACUCGAGGUAGGCUACGAGAAGAGAGCACAACAGGGAGCCCAAGUAUCACGGCAAAUAGGGCAGUGCCUUUCCGCCCGCUUUGGUCGAUCGAAACGUCUCAGUUACACCACCAUAUUGCUGUCUGCUAGCUGCCAUCUCAAGCUUGUCCGCCUUGAGAUACCAUUGAGGAUGGAUCCCACAAAGCGAGCAGGCAUCGAUCGGGAGCUUUUGGGCAUCGCCGAACCCAUCGCCGAAUCCCCGAUUUCAAACGGACCAACGACCGGAAUAACAUCGUCGAAUCAGAUUCAGGCACCUCAGCUCGGACACUCCGUUUCGACUUCCAAAAACUCAGAAGUGGGGACAAAAGAUGCUAGUCAAAGCGAUUUGCUCUUCUCAUGGCGUAUCAGUGUCACCGACGAAGACUUUACUGAAACGCGUCACGAAGAAGUUGCAGGGAACUUGCCGCUCAUCAACGAAGGAAAUCGGAACCUAGGAUCAUUUGGAGGCUGUUCAUCCGAUGCUGGAGCCUCAAACUGCAGCUUCCUUAGUAUCGUGCCUGUGCAGGAUAUGGGUCAUUCAGAUUACAUUGAGUGGGAGUCAUCAGAGAUGGCGAAUGAUUGUAUUGGGACUCAGGCAUUACAUUCUCAUCAUCCUGCACUACGGCCUCAGGACAAUACCAACGAUGACGCCGAUGUUCAGACCAUGAGCGACGCCAUGUUUGCCGCCAGCAUAACUUCAGCCUCGGAAGAUAAAGGCUUUCUGCCUCUCGAUGCACUCCGCCGCAUCGUAACUCCGACGGCCGUACAACGGCUUUUGGGGCAUGCAUUCCCUCACUUCAAGCCCAAAGUCAUCAACAGUUGGGUCUCCAGUAUCAGCGGCAAGCCAGAUGAGGUCAAGGCCCAGCCCCAGCGACGAAAGAUAUUUGCUAUCUUGAUUUUGAUGGAGCAAGUGAAGCUAAUCGAAGACUUCAUUAAACACGACAUCGAUGACAGCUUUUUGCCGCUAGAAAUAAAACGGAAUUUGCGUCACAAACCUGUCAUCCAACUUCAGAAGAAGGACGGUACGGUCUUGAGUUGUUUGAACCAUUGGCGUACCAAGCACAUCAACAAUUUUGUUCAGUGCCAGGAGACAAUUUGCACACCUUUUUUCAAACUUCCAGGCGAUGACGUGCACUACUACGAAAUUACAUCAAAAACAAUCCUACCAUUCCAGGAAUACGACCUAUCGCGACACUACAUCCAAGGCAAGUCACAACCCUCCUCUUACAACUGCACUUGUUUUCUAAUUCCUCCUCAGGAACGAGGGAAAGUCCUCCGGCAUUUCGCAGUCAAGCAGCUUCAUCUUGAAACUCAUGAAGAGUAUGCGAGAGAAGUGGAGCUUUUUGAAAGACUAGGAGUAGGAUCAAGAGGCCCAGACCCUGACCAUUUGAUCCAGCUUCAGCUCACAUAUAAAUAUGGCCAAUCUUACUAUCUGGUCUUUCCUUGGGCGGAUGGUAAUUUGAGGGAAUUUUGGAGCAAAACCAACGCCAACCCAGGGAGCAAAGCUGAGGUUGUCUGGUUUCUAAGCCAAUGUUCAGGCCUUGUCCGCGCCCUUCGAAGAAUUCAUAAUCUGAGGACUAUGUCCAAAGAAGACAACUACGCCCCUGUUCCUAACGACCCAAAUGUCUUGCUUGACAACAAACACUGGGGUCGGCAUGGCGACAUCAAGCCAGAAAACAUUCUUUGGUUCAAGAAAUACGAAGAGUCGCGUCGCAACUUUCUUGUAAUAUCUGAUUUUGGGUUAACUAGAUUCAACACUGCCGAUUCCAGGUCCAAAGUCGCUUAUGACGCAGUCAAGGGUUUCUCGGGAUCUUAUCGGCCUCCCGAUGUGGAUCUGAAAAGAACAAUAUCGCAGAGGUAUGAUAUCUGGUCCCUUGGUUGCGUCUUCCUCGAAUUCGUAUCGUGGUUUCUUGUCGGCCACGACCGAACACAGAAAGAUUUUACAGACUCUCGACUCCAAGAAGAUGGCUCGCAUACUGGAUCGAGGAUUCUUCUUGAAGAUAAGUUCUUCAACUUCAAUCCAAGUAAAGAUGAUGCACCCUCGACAGCUGAUGUAAAGACAUCCGUCACUGAUUGGAUUGAUGACCUGCAUAAACAGAAGAGCUGUGCUGAGCCUGUGCAUGAAAUGCUGAACCUUAUUCAGUACACAAUGCUUGUGCCAGAUGCUAAAGAGAGAUGGGCUUGCUCGAGAAUACAGCCUGUAAUUAACGAGUUGAUCCGGAAGAGCAAACGUGACGCAGCUUAUGCGACCAGUGGGACUCAUGGCGUGUCCGAUCCAUUGAGAUUUCCCUGUAUAUCUGUGGAAUUUCCUGCUGAGGGCAAAAUACCGAGUUCAUCUGGCACUCCUGACAAGUCCGACCGGAGGGAUAGAUCGUUAUCUCUUUCACCAGCAGCUGCCGUCAACAGUAGGGAGUAUAAGCUAUCCCCAACAAAGGACCGGGUGAAACGACCGCCAGUCAAGCCAGUGGGCUCUCCAAAAGAGUGUUUCGAGAUCGGCGAGGUUGUUGUCCUUCAGUACAGAAGAUUCCACACAAUCGAUCAUGAGUGUGUCGGAGGCGGCAUCAAGUUUUGCGAGUACACCAGACACAUCCCCAUUCUCUAG